AUUGAGCAUGUGUUUAAUUUAUCCAUGAUCAAAACAAUCUUUUUGUUUUUGUUCCUGGAUUACAUCAUUUGUAUCAUCGAACUUUUUUUUCGAAAUUUAUUUUAUUAAUCUUAACAAACCGAUGGAAUGGCCGUAAUAGUACGUAAUCUUAUCCUUGCAACAAUCAAUGCAAGCAGGCAUUCACGAAACAUUUCAACAGCAUUGUCUUAUAAACAUAGUAUGAACAAUGUUGAAAUUCUUAAACAAAUGUCCAAAAAUACUUUCAGAAUAUUGAAUAAUUCUCGAAUAGAUGUUACGACUACCAGUAUUUCAGCACAAAAUGAUUAUUUCAAAAUUUGUACCUUAGCACCACCUUUAGCACAGCAAAAGCAAAUCAUGCAUAGAUCUUUCCGAACUGUGAUGCAAUGUUUUGGCGCCAAAAUGCUGGCACUCAACAAAACGAUCACAAAGAAAAGUUUUUGUCCGUUGUUCUCAUCAUUUUUGGCGGUACUUUCUCGCUCAACAUCUGUUGAACACGAGUUUUCUCAUACUAUUCGGAAAAAAUCAACUUGGUUAUCAAAAACGAUGGAACAAUUUAUCAUUAAAUCAUCAAAAACCAACAAUGAAGACAACGAUAAGAAAGAAUCAUCAGUCAACUCAAAAACAUAUUUCGAUGAUCGACUAUUCGAAAUGCCAUCAAUGUUUGUGAGACAUAAACCAGAAACUAACCAUGUUCUUAAAAUAAUCGUUGAAGGAAAUAUUGGCAGCGGAAAAACUACUUUUUUAUCGAUUUUUGCUAAAAAUUGUUCUAAACUUUGUCAUGAUUCAUUGAUCGUACCUGAGCCAGUUGAUUUGUGGCGUGAUGUUGGCGGCGUCAACAUAUUUCAAUUAUUGGCUGAUGAUCCGAACCGUUGGAGUUUUACAUUUCAAUCUUACGUCCAACUAACUAUGCUCAAAAUUCACGAAUUGAUGCCUGAAAAGGGUAACGUAAAAGUAAUGGAACGAUCCCUAUAUUCGGCUCGUUAUUGUUUCGUAGAGAAUUUGCUACAAAAAAAGUUGUUAUCAACUUGUGAAUAUUAUGUCCUAAAUCAAUGGUUCAACAAUUGUUUGCCAGCAGCCCAAAUCGAUCUCAUCAUUUAUUUGCGAACCGAUCCAGAUAUUGUUUUCGAACGAAUUCAGAAACGAGGACGGCCUGAAGAAUCCAAGAUAACGUUAGAUUAUCUAAGAUCAUUGCAUGAUCUACACGAAGAUUGGUUGGUUCGUAAAAAAUUUCCAUUACCUGCACCUGUUUUGACUAUCGAUGCUAAUACUCCGUUAGAGGAUCUGGUGAACGUCUACGAAGAACAAACUGGCGGUAUACUACGUGAACAUCGACUUUUGGUCUAAUGAAAUUAUUUGCAUUUAAUUUUAUGAUUUAUUAACCAAUUUAUUUGAUCUGAUUGCAUUGACAUUUUUUUAAAUUAAAUAUAGUUAUAU
Messenger RNA from Dermatophagoides pteronyssinus (European house dust mite), 1455 nucleotides. RefSeq lists its product as uncharacterized. Gene Ontology annotation, molecular function: deoxynucleoside kinase activity. NCBI's taxonomy places the organism in Eukaryota, Metazoa, Arthropoda, Arachnida, Sarcoptiformes, Pyroglyphidae. Gene Ontology annotation, cellular component: mitochondrion; cytoplasm. The record is from RefSeq and is a predicted model, not a curated record.